CAAUCCAACGGGAUCGUUUCGCCUCGAUGUUCGCCGCGGGCCCGCGAACAUGGGCAUUCGGCCUCGCGAAUGUGGCCAAUGUGAAGGCCUCGCGCGGGGCGAGCUGCGCGGCUCGUGGCGCUUGGGGCGCCCUGCGGCCCGCGGCGCCCUGUGCAGUGCUCUUGGCAUGUCGACCGAAGGCGCGGCGAGCCGCCAGCGCCGCAAGCGACCCAAGACCCGGAAGGGCGCUGAGUGACUUUCAGGUAGGGCAGCAGGUCUCCGGCUCGGUGGUGCAGAUCUACUGCCCCAAGGGCGUCUCGGUGGACGUGGGCUGCAGAGACACCUUGGCCUUCCUGGAGGUGGAGGAGUUUUGCGACGGCUUCCCUCGAGAGGGGCCUUUCGCCUACUCCCCCGGGGACCAGAUGAAUGCGCGGGUGCUGGAGGUGGAUCCGGAUGCAAGCAUCGACGAGCACGGCGAGCCGGAUCCAUUCGGCGAGCACGGCGACAGCGGCAAGCUGCGCCUGACGCUGCGGUCCGGGCCGUUGGCGCGCCCGGGGCGCUACGUGGCGGACACCGCGAGGCCUGCCAAUCUUGAGCCCUUCAAGAGCAUUCCGCAUGAGGAGUGGAUGGAGGGUGAGGUGGUGAUGAUGUCAAGCUGGGCCGCCUACGUCAAGGUCCAGGCCGCAUGCGGCACUUGUUUCGUGGGCAUCCUCGGCGAGGAAGACUUCCAGGGCAGCUUUACUGAGGACGCAAUACGCGGCCUGUCCGUGCUGGUCAGGAUCAAGCAGGUGGAUAGCGAGAGCCGUCGCCUUUUGCUGACCAUGCAGCCCGACGAAAAGGGCGAGACAUCUCGACAAACUUCAGAGCAGAGUUUCGAGAUCUCGCCGCCCGGAGCUUCUGAAAUCUUGGCUCAGCGGAAUCUCGCCAUGGAGGGCAAGGCAUCGAUGGAGGCGAAGCCGGACCACACGCCGGACGAGUCCAAGAAGAAGCGGCCGAAGCCGGGCGUGCAGCCGUGGCACGUGGGCGCUGCCAGCGCCGGGGUGGUGCUCUUGUGCGCCGGCGCCUGGUGCCUCUGGCGUCAAGCCCAAGAGGAAUCCCGGAUCUUGGCACAGCAUGCCAGCCCGCUGAAGAGCCGCAAUGUCAAGGUCGAUAAGCCCAAGAUGAAGGCUGCGGAAGAGUCCGACUCUUUGGAGGACGUCCUCAGCAAGCUGGAGGGCAGCGACCCCGUUCCUAGGAAAGAGAGGAAAAGCAAAGCCAAGAGAGCGAAGAAGGCUGAGGAGGCGGAAGGGGACGAGGAGAAUGCGAAGGAGCUGAUCCAAGACACUCUCCGCAAGUUGGAGGCGGAAGGAACCGGCAAGAAGGGUAGCAAGACGAAGAAGACAAUCGAGAAGCUCAAGGCUUUGCUCGGCGAGGACGAGGAGCCCGAAGAAGUGACCGAGGAGCAACAGUCCCACAUGGACUUCGCCAAGGCGAUCCAGGAGGAGCAGAAGCGGAAGAUCCACGUGGACAUGAAAACCGUGAGGAGUGAGUUCAAGCGCGACUUCGGCAACGACGCCCGGUCCCUGCUUUGCAGCGGCUGCAAGAUGGUGGCGGGCCGCCUCAGCAGCGAGCUAGACACUCACGACGUGCACGAUCAGGAGAGCCCAGCCCAGAUGCUGGCAGCAAAGCGGAAGGCCAUCGACUCGACCUGCAGCUCCCUGCGGCACCUGCAGGCUGUGAAGUCCGAGGAGGGCGCGCGCUUCGAGGCCAGCGAGGAGGUGGGCGAAGGCGAGCGCGAAGGCAAACGGCUCUGCGCUGGCAUCCUGGAAGAGUCGCGCUUCGAUAUCCUCGCGAGGCUGAUCCAACGAAAGAUCCCGGAGAUGCAGAUGGGUGAGAGGCAUCCAAACUGGGAGCGCUGGCUUUGCGCAGAGCGCAUGCGUCUGUGCAAGAGAAGCGAAGUGAGACAUGACGAGGACGAUGAGAUUGAUCAAGACCUCUGAGCACGGCGUCAGUUGACGCGAUAAAUGCUAUUGAGAGGCGAUCCGGCGCUCCCCUUAAGGUUGACAGUCCAA
Effrenium voratum is the source of this 2030-nucleotide messenger RNA. Lineage: Eukaryota; Dinophyceae; Suessiales; Symbiodiniaceae. The record is from the annotation of a GenBank genome assembly.